Molecule: messenger RNA, 1947 nt
Organism: Penicillium cosmopolitanum
Lineage: Eukaryota; Fungi; Ascomycota; Eurotiomycetes; Eurotiales; Aspergillaceae
Product: recombinase RAD51
Exons: 7
Coding region: 1-1947 (648 amino acids)
Biological process (GO): double-strand break repair via homologous recombination; DNA recombinase assembly; DNA strand invasion
Cellular component (GO): condensed nuclear chromosome
Molecular function (GO): ATP binding; single-stranded DNA binding; double-stranded DNA binding
Source: RefSeq, a predicted model, not a curated record
AUGCAAUUCUGGGUUGGCUGGGAACUAUGGGAGAAAUUGAGUGUGGCACUCGUCCUCGUAUACGCCUACUGUUCCCUCGUCUACACCAGGUGGAAAAUGCGGAGAUAUGCAGCCAUCGAGGCGCGCCAAAAAGAAGAGGACGCUGAGCUAUUCCCGAUGCUAAAGAGAGACGAUAUACCCUUUGGUGCGAGGGCCCUGGAGAGAGGUAUCCAGAUCGAGGGCAUUUGGAUUUCAAACCCCAACACUCCGGUCCAGUCCCCGCAAUUACCAGGGACGCCCUUUGAGACUCUACCACCUAGCCCAGCCGGAAGACCAUUCAUGCUUCCUUCGCCAAGCUCAACUUCGUCGUCGAUAGCUCUUGACUGUGUCCCAACGAGCCAGAGCCUCCCGACACAUCGCUCGUCUCCACCCCAGUCACUUCGGCCAGUAUACCAAGCAUAUCACCCGGAAAUUGACAUUGUCACCGCAAACAAAUACACAUACGAGCCCCAGAGACCCGGCGGUAUCUACUCACCUGUGAUAACAUCCCAGAUACCCGAGUCGCCUAGCAGACAUAGCAGGUUCCAACGAAGAAGCGAGAUCCUACCGAGCGUCGAAACAAGUCGAUUCCAGCGCCGAACCGAAGUGCCUCCAGUUAUUCCCAGCAGCGAAAAGCGCGCGAGUUUUCACACCCGAAUCAAACGAGCAAGUCAUAUCUUCGAGAAGAGUCCUUCUGUUGGGGUCACCGAGCAUGAGAGAACAGAGUUGGGUCCAACGAGCAAUGGUUCUGGUUCGCAACCGGACGAGUCCCAUCGGGCUUCUCGGAUAACCCGGGUUAUUCGUCGCCGUUCCUCCGAAGAGUUUAGACGCAGAAUGAGCGAGAUCUUCAACGAACGAAUCCGCAUGAACGUGUCACUUGACGAGUUUCAGUCAAAUCCAAAGCCACAAGGUGAUUAUGCCGAGGAUGGACUUCCAGGUCCUGGUGCGCCAACCCCGCUAUCCGCACUUGAGGGAACCGCCGGCUUGACUGCGAGAGAUAUCAAGCUGUUUGUCGAUGCGGGCUACCACACCGUCGAAUCGGUUGCUUAUACACCGAAACGAUUACUGGAGCAGAUCAAGGGAAUUUCAGAACAGAAGGCGACAAAAGUUCUGGUUGAGGCCGCGAGACUUGUCCCGAUGGGCUUUACAACGGCCACCGAAAUGCACGCAAAGAGAAGUGAACUCAUCUCCAUAACCACCGGAUCCAAACGACUCGACACCCUGCUCGGGGGUGGAAUCGAAACGGGCUCGAUCACAGAAGUAUUCGGAGAGUUCCGUACAGGAAAGAGUCAGAUCUGUCACACCUUGGCCGUAACAUGCCAACUUCCCUUUGAUAUGGGCGGCGGAGAAGGAAAAUGUCUCUACAUCGACACGGAGGGAACCUUUCGACCCGUCCGUCUCCUCGCCGUAGCCCAGCGUUUCGGACUCGUGGGCGAGGAAGUCCUCGACAACGUCGCAUACGCACGAGCAUACAACUCCGACCACCAGCUCCAACUGCUCAACCAAGCGUCACAGAUGAUGUGUGAGACGCGCUUCUCGCUUCUCAUCGUCGACUCCGCGACCGCACUGUACCGAACCGAUUUCAAUGGUCGUGGCGAGCUCUCGUCCCGACAGACCCAUCUGGCCAAGUUCCUCCGCACUUUGCAGCGUCUGGCUGAUGAGUUUGGCGUUGCCGUUGUGAUUUCCAACCAGGUUGUUGCUCAGGUUGAUGGUGGACCUAGCGCUAUGUUCAAUCCGGACCCGAAGAAACCUAUUGGUGGUAAUAUCAUUGCGCAUGCUAGUACGACUCGACUCAGCCUGAAGAAGGGCCGUGGUGAGACUCGAAUUUGCAAGAUUUAUGACAGCCCUUGUUUGCCCGAGAGUGAUUGCCUGUUUGCGAUCAAUGAGGAUGGUAUUGGAGAUCCCAACGAGAAGGAUAUGGAGGAUUAA